CGUUAUGAAGACAAUUACAGUCACACUCCAUUCACCAAACCACCUUCUUUGCCUUAAAACGGUUGAGCGGGCACAAACCCCAAGGUCACAAGUCAUGUUUAAUUCAAAAUACCUGGUUUAAAAACUGGCAGGAAAGUAAUGAGAUUUGACGGAGAAAAUCCAAUUACGAAUGAGAUCUUCCAUUUCAAUUGCUUAAUUGACUACAAGAGAGUGGCUGUCGAGAGGUGAAGAGUUGGGUUUUGACAAACUACCCCUCUCGAAUAUUCAUCGCCACAAAAGCCACUAAUACAGUUCACCGAUUCUCCGUGGAAACAGCCCAACGAUUACCUUCCAUGCGAGAUGCUUUUAUUUGUUUUGUCCCUCGCUUUCUGCCUGGAGGUAACCAAUCCGAAACCGUGGCAGACUGCUGUUAAUGAAAACGAUAACCCUUCUGGCCUCAAACACAACACGAUUUUAGAUCGGAUCGAAGAAGCUAACGAAGAGGAUCACGCCGAUAAGAAAGUCAAAAACAUUUUCGAGGCUGACAUACAGCUGACUAAGAGUGACAGAGCGGGCGUGGACACCAAGGAUGAGAACUCGAAAGAUAACGCAGAUAUUGAUGUGGACAGCGUGGUUACCAAGCGAAAGGCCAUCAGCUCCCGGCGAAGUCUAUGGGUGACGAAGGAGGUACCUCUUGAGCUAGCGGCAGCCGCAAAGGAUGGUUAUAAAAAUAUUUUGGCGGCCUUAUCUGAGAUUCAGUCAAAAUCUUGCAUUCGAUUCCGGAUGAGAGAGAAAGCUGACGAUAACUGGAUCCUUUUUGUUAAUAAAAGUGGUUGCUAUUCACCAGUUGGUCGUCAAUAUGCCUCCCCCGGAGCGCAGGAGCUGUCAAUCGGUAUAGGGUGUAACAGUAAGGGAAUUAUUAUGCACGAGAUGCUGCACGCGCUUGGUUUCUGGCACGAACAGUCCAGGUCAGACAGAGAUGACUAUCUUGAGGUGCUCUGGGAAAACAUUAUGAAGGGGCAACAACAUAAUUUUAACCGCUACAAACCAAAGAACGAGGAUUCCUUUGGUGGCUCUUACGACUUCUCAAGUAUUAUGCAUUAUGGAAACUAUGCGUUUUCUAAGAACGAGAAGCCAACCAUGUUGUCUGUAAAGGACCCAACGCUGCAGUUUGGUCAAAUCGCCGAGCUGAGCCCAACAGAUGUUAUACAACUUAACUACAUGUACGACUGUAAAUCUGACAAAAGUCGUGGUUGGAGUAACUGGGGUAAUUGGAGUCCCUGUGACACGAACUGCUCAAAGGAGAGAGAAAGAUUCUGCGCAGCAAAGGAUUUGAAAAAGUGUCCAGGAGCAACAAAAAGAUAUAGAAUUCAAGUGCAAAAGGCAAAGUGCCCAAUCAAGGAAUGCUACGUUCCAGUCGAAGGCCACUGGGGCAGAUGGGGUCCUUGGGGCCAAUGCUCUCGUACAUGUGGCCAGGGCUACAAGAAAAGGUCCCGGGAAUGCGAUGACCCGAAACCUAUGUAUGGUGGAAAGUUUUGCAAAGGAAGUCUUGUCGAAAUCAUUCCCUGUCAGUUAAAGAUGACCUGUGGAUGGUAACCGCUUAAUUUCAAGAAAAGAAACGACCACUCGGCUGCAAAGGAAAAACCUACCAUUACAGUUAACGUGGUUAAGUAAAGAGUGUUAUCUCUCCUACCCAUCAGAUAUUGUAUUUACGCAAAGAACACAUUUUUUCGGGCUCUAUAACGCGAUAAAGCCACGCAGAAUGUUGCGAAAACACGAGGAAAGCUUGUAAAUUACGAGCCGCCGGCGAAGGGGGUGGGGGAGAGGGGUUGGGGAAACAGAGAGACCCUGAGAAGGAGUUUGACACACUUGUUAUAGAGAAUUGCAUUUAACAGUCUCAUAACCAUAGUCAUAUCUCAUUGGCUGCGACAGGGGGGUAGGAAGCUGUUCUCGGUUUCAAUUUCGGUAGCUUAGAAUUUACUCUUUCCUGGCAUGUUUGUUACCAAAGGGGUGAAAUGUCUAAACAGCUCGCUAAACAGACCUAGAUUCCUAUACCCCGUAGAUACCCUACCAAGAUGGCAACGAGUAUUAUUGCAAAGGGUAGACUCCAAGUUUUAAAUGAUAGCAAGGACAGUUUGUUGCACGGCAGUGCAGUCAACCACCACAAUAAAGUCCACUUGUCAAGACUAUGUAAAGUAGUAUAUAUAGUACAACAAAGCUGAAUGAUUUAAGCUGGCAUUUUUUCAAGUUGGACAAACCGCGAUAUGGCUGCUUUAAGAUAAAGAACUCAACGAAGCGUAUAUACUUUCUUUUUUCUGUUUCUUCUUACUGUAACUAAUGUCUUUUAAACUAAUUAAAUAUUUUUAAAUUAUUUUAA
This is a messenger RNA of Stylophora pistillata, 2356 nucleotides long. RefSeq names its product blastula protease 10. NCBI's taxonomy places the organism in Eukaryota, Metazoa, Cnidaria, Anthozoa, Scleractinia, Pocilloporidae. The record is from RefSeq and is a predicted model, not a curated record. Gene Ontology annotation, biological process: proteolysis. Gene Ontology annotation, molecular function: metalloendopeptidase activity; zinc ion binding.